AUAAAACUAGUUGCUCCUUGACUGAAAUUUACGAAAGAUAUUUAAAAGUUUAAGAUCGCCGGACUCUUGAUAAAACUUUCUUAAAUAUUAAUUUAUUAAUAGUAAUGGCAACAUUUAAUCAAGAAUAUGACGGUACUUGCUCAUCAGGAUCGCCUUUUGAAAUUUGUGAAUUAAAAUCUAUUAAUGACGAAAAAGAAAAUAAACCGAUCUGCGAGAGAAAAAUGAAUUUUACGGAUCUAAGUAACAUAAAUAAUAAGAAAACUUCUGCGAUUCCUAAUCAGAAGACGGAGACUUUUACUGAUCAAGAUCAACUAAGAUCUUAUUUUGAGAAACUUAAAGAUCGUAUAGAUAAAUUACAACAAAACGAAAGUAAACAUAGCAGACAAAUUUCAACAUCAAUCACAUCAAUUAACGAAAUAUCUUUCUUAAAUGAACAAAUUCGUAGACAGAAGAACGAAUAUAAAAAUUUAAAAGUUCAAAAUAUUCUAUCCGAAAGUAAAGUGAGAGAAUUAGCCAAGGAAGCUGAGGAAAUAAAGAGAGAAAUGAAAGAACAUCAUAUAGAAGAGCCAUGUUUACUAAAAAAAGUUAAUGAAUCAAAUAAAAACUCUAUUGAUUUAACAGAGGAAUAUUUGACGCUGAAAAAAAAAACUAACGAAAUGGAAAGAGAAUUAGAAAGAGAAAGAUCAAUUAGAGAGAAAAAAGAUUUAUAUAUAUACGAACUAACUGGGAUUAAUAUAGGCUUAGAAAAAAAACUAUCCAAACUCAGACGUGAAAUAACUGUAUUUAAAGAGCGUAAUAAUGGAUUAUCUCACGAAUUAGACAUCAGUCGAAAGAGUAACGAUGAUUUAUCGGAAGAGAAUAAAAUUCUUCAAGAGAUGAUUAAAAGCUACGAAAGAGAAAGGAGUAAAGGAGAAACUAUUGGCGAUCAAUCUUAAAUUCAAGAAUGAAAACUUUGGCAAUCUUUCUAGUUUGCAUAGAUUUUAUACUAUUUUCAUAAUAUAUAGAUAUAUAUAUAUAUAAUGUUGCUAUUUUUCAUUAUUGUUGGUUAUAUUCGAUUUAUUCUUUAAAGUUAUCUCGUUAUAAAUAUUUCUAUUCAUUAAAGAGCAGAAUUAAUAGAUCAUUAAGGUGUGGGA
Dimorphilus gyrociliatus is the source of this 1133-nucleotide messenger RNA. The record is from the annotation of a GenBank genome assembly. NCBI's taxonomy places the organism in Eukaryota, Metazoa, Annelida, Polychaeta, Dinophilidae.